Messenger RNA from Rana temporaria (common frog), 1254 nucleotides. RefSeq names its product RAB24, member RAS oncogene family (gene RAB24). The record is from RefSeq and is a predicted model, not a curated record. Bases 155 to 766 code for a protein of 203 amino acids. Gene Ontology annotation, molecular function: GTP binding; GTPase activity. Lineage: Eukaryota; Metazoa; Chordata; Amphibia; Anura; Ranidae. The transcript is spliced from 9 exons.
GCGCUGGGUGUGGCCAGGAGCCGCUGGGCGGUGUCAGUGUAGAACGGUGACAGACCAGAGGUGGCCGACAGUGGAGAGUGAGAAGACGACGGAGAACAUGACAGAGACUAACGGGUGACGUACAUCGUCCUAUUAUCCUGGCCAGUGCAGCACCAUGAGCGGCCAGAGGGUGGACUGCAAGGUGGUCAUGCUGGGCAAGGAGUCUGUGGGCAAGACCAGCCUGGUGGAGAGAUAUGUCCAUCACCGCUUCCUACAGGGGCCCUACCAGAAUACUAUUGGUGCAGCCUUUGUUGCCAAAUCUAUGAAUGUGGGAGGACGUAAUGUGACACUUGGAAUAUGGGAUACAGCAGGGUCGGAGCGCUAUGAAGCCAUGAGUCGUAUUUAUUACCGGGGAGCCAAAGCUGCAAUUGUUUGCUAUGAUCUCACAGACCCCAGUAGUUUUGAAAGAACAAAGUUUUGGGUGAAUGAGCUGCAGAAUUUUGAAGAGCAUUGUCGGAUUUACAUUUGUGGCACAAAGACCGACCUAAUUGAGAACGACAAGAAUAGGCGACAGGUUGAUUUCCAUGAUGUGCAAGAUUAUGCGGAUGAGAUUAAAGCUCAUCUUUGUGAGACGUCUAGUAAAACGGGAAACAGUGUGGAUGAACUGUUUCAGAAGGUUGCAGAAGACUUUGUGAACUACAGCAGUUUUCAAGUUCAUACAGAACCUAAAGGAGUGGACUUGACACAAAAGAGAGAUGUUACUUCAUAUGCCUGCUGCCAUCACUAGAGGAGAAGCCUGUGGCCUGAACAUCUUCCUUCUCUCAGACUGUCUAUGUGCUACAUUGGUUUUGCUUUUCUUCUUUUCAAUUAUGACAAGGACCUAUGCUCAUUAGUUUAAAGAGGUCAUGCCUGUUUUUUUGGGAAUGAUUACCUUCCAAAGGUAUUCUCUAUACUCAACGUAUGCACAAUAACUGAUCUAGCAUAAAAAUGGCAGCAAGCAUGAAGAAUCUGCUGAAAAGAAGAUGGAUGUGCUUCCCUGGCAUUGUUCCAAAGUAAAAUCCUUUUUUCUCAUAAGUAUUAGCAGGUAAUGAAGGAUUUCACACUGUAAAAGUGGUUCAUAUAAAAACUUAUUUUUGUGAGGAAUGCUUUUUUCCCUCAUCGGAGAGAAAAUAGACUAGUUCUAAAGCCCUAUAAGAAAUCAAGCUGUGGGGAACCUUCCAUUACACACAUUAUCAGCUUGCACUCUUCUGUACAUAAAUGCAAGUAUGUCUGAAA